Molecule: messenger RNA, 4038 nt
Organism: Lytechinus variegatus (green sea urchin)
Lineage: Eukaryota; Metazoa; Echinodermata; Echinoidea; Temnopleuroida; Toxopneustidae
Product: polyhomeotic-like protein 2
Exons: 5
Coding region: 102-2681 (859 amino acids)
Cellular component (GO): nucleus; PRC1 complex
Molecular function (GO): protein binding; zinc ion binding
Source: RefSeq, a predicted model, not a curated record
AGAGCAGAGGUUACACUGAGCUUCAAUAACGAUGUGAAUUCCCUGUUCAUAAUGCUGUCAAAAUUCCAGUUCUUGCUAUAACUUUGAUUUAUUCAUCAAGUAUGGCUAAUCCUCAAGCAAAUCCACAAGAUCUUUCCUCAGGGAGAUCAACACCCAGUCCAGUCAACCUGCUCUUUCCAAUUCCCAUGACAACAACAGCAGACAUUCCAUUUGCUGUGGCAUCACCACUCAACACCAUGCCUCAGGUUCCAGCCACAACAGUUCCCGCUACAACGGUUGCACCUACAAUGAUUGCACCAUCCCCUACAAUGAACGCCGGUCUUGUAGAAGGGCCACUGUCUGCUCCUAAUCACAAAGCUGUACCCCCUCCUCCAGCUUCUCCUGCUGGGAUCCAUGUGCCUCAGAGGAUGACGCCUUCCCCACAGACUUCUGUCGCAAAUGCUCGGAGCUCACCAGGGGGCGCUCCUUCAAAAGAGGGCCCAAAAGAUGCAGAAGGUCAAAGGGUUAUUGUGACAACCAGGACUCCCAUAUUUGUGAGGUCAUAUAGCCAUGCUCAGACCACUCAGUCAAGCCCUAAUACACCAACUGCUCCAAGGAUGACUGCGGCCGCAAUCAGACCUACACCGACUGGCCAUGUCAUGCCAACUACUGCUGGAAUGGUCCAGCAGGUUCGACCAAUAAGCAGUCAGGUGAAACCAACGAGGGGACAUCCAAGACCAGGGCCAGGAGGCACAGGACGUGGGAACCAUGGGAACAAAGUAAGAGUGUUGUCUAAUGGACCAAAUAGAAUUUCCAAUCCUCAGGUCCUGGCUCAGAACAGGGCACAGAUCCUUGCCCGUGCUAGAUCACCAGGUGGCUUGGUCAUUAGGGAGCACACUCCACCUUCCAGAAGUCCACCUCAUGCUAUCAGAGGGCAGCAACCGCGAAUCAGGAUACCCAUGUCCGGAGCAGGCAGGGGCGUCUCGGGAUCACACUCUCCAGUUUUGAUCACAGGUACACAAAUCAGAGCUCCUUUCUUUCAACGUGGAGGAACUUUAUUGGCAUAUCAGCCAGGAAAUCCUAGAUUACAAGCUGCCCUUGGUGGAAAUCAUUUAGCGGGGCAAUGUGUUGCCAUGACAAGCUCAGGACAAUUUGUUGUGCAGCAACAAACCAAAAUGUCUCCAGGAAAUGGGCAAAUGAGUCCAAGGCAUGUUACCAACCAAGUAAGACAUGGAUUGGUUUCUCCUAACAGAGCAAGGAUGCCUUCAACGAUGCCCAACCCUUCCUCACACUCCCAUCACAAGCCAAUUCUCCCUUCUCCUGCUCGGACUGCAGGGAGUCACCAGCUCUUGACAGUAGCAAACCCUCAGCAGCAUCCCCACCAGGCCCAUCGUCCUACUGCUCAGAUUAGAGCACAUCUCCCUCGUAUCUCACCCCGCCCCGUGCAGGGACCUGUCCAAGCGCAUUCUCACCACUCAGUGAGCGACUCCUCCCUUCACUCAACUCCAGACGUCACUCCAAUGAACCUGGUGACGUCUCCCAAAGGCUCACCUCAAAUCCACCCAGUCGACAUGUCGGCAAAGUCCAGUCAAAGUCCCAGCUCCACAACCAUUCCAACACAGUCCCACCUUCCUGUACCUUCACACCACCUUAUGAAGUCUGAAGGCAGCGACAGUGACACCUCCUCCAAAAAUGGGCGCUUCAGGGUCACUUCCUCAGCAACGGCACUUUCCUCUACCAAUCCAUCUACGGAUCCUGUACUGUUAAGUGGCCAACAGGAACCAGUAGAGGGCCAACAGCCUGUACCUGACAUCAUAGAGCACAGGCCAGAAGUUCAUGUACCGAGAGAAAUCCCCAGAGCCAUUGUCAAGCCUCAAAUUCUGACCCAUGUCAUCGAUGGUUUCAUCAUUGAAGAAUCCAAGGAACCAUUUCCGGUAACCUCUGGCAUUCCUGCAGAAAUUAAUACAACAUAUAAGACAAACGCACCAGAACAACAGAAACUUAAGAGACCUGCCCCUGAGCCAUUGGAGGCAGGUGGCAUGCUGCGAUGCGAGUUCUGUGGCAAGGUGGACUCUCCUCGCAAGUUUAAGCGCUCCAAACGGUUCUGCUCGAUGGCCUGUGCCAAGCGCUACAACGUGGGCUGCUCCAAGAGGCUCGGGCUGUUUUCACCGAGACAGCCGGAGAAACCUGAGAAGACGAAGCACAGACUGAAGCUACAACUCAAAGCUAAACCCCUGAAGGGACAGAGAGGAAAACAUGGCAGACUCACGUAUAAUGUAGCACAACCUUGGAGCAAAGGAGGCCAGCAUGAGAAUGAAUCACAGCUACCUCAAGAGACGAGCAGCAGUAGCAGCUCCAGCUCUGCCCCAUCGGAAGACAUGGAACACCCGUCCUCCCCAUCUCCCAACGUUGUCCUGUCAUCCCCAAGCCGCAGCGAGCAGAGCUUCCAGUACUCUGACGAGAGCGACGACCUGCCUCCGGGGGUCGGGCGCAACCCGAGCUCAUGGUCGGUGGAGAACGUCGCGGUGUUUAUCCGGUCGCUGCCGGGGUGCGCGGGCUACGCCGACGAGUUCCAAUCACAGGAGAUUGACGGGCAAGCCCUGAUGCUGCUGAAGGAAGAUCAUUUGAUGACAGCUCUGAAUAUGAAGCUUGGCCCUGCUCUCAAGAUCAUUAACAAGAUAAAUACUUUGAAAGAAAAAUGAUGACAUCAUUAUAUUGGCAAUGGAAUUGUUGAUUGUGAAUAUUAUUAAUGUUUUAUAAGGGGGUUCCUAUGAGCCAUUUUGGUCAGGAUAAAAGUUACAAAAGUUAUCAGAAGACAAGGAGAAGUUGAUAUGAAGAAUGUUCAUUUGAUGACCAACCUAUAUCAAGCUUGGUAGGUUGGCACUGCCCUUCCCCACCCUACAGAUCAUCAACAAGAUCAAUGCUUUGAAAAAGGAGUAAUAUAUCCUAAUGCAGAAAUUGGGAUGUUUGAUUAUAAUUAUAAUGUAAUAUUGAUAUAAAUUCAACUUUUGCUCUUCACACACUGGAAAAUUUACCUCAAACUUUAUGACUUCCAUUGAAGCCCAUAUCAAUGAUGGUACCCAGCCUGACAUAACUGAUCUAAUGAUGAAAGAUUGCUGCAUUCAACAAGGAAAUUUCUCCCAACCAUGAAGGGGAGGACUUUAUAAAUGGAUACAAGCUUCCAAAUGUCUAUGACCUGGGGGUGUUUUCACAAAGAUAUAAGUAUGAUUUAAGAGUUGCACUUGAAUGCUGAUGCUUUUAUGAUAUGUAACAUGCAAUGUUAGUGUGCGUCGUCUUAGCAUGAUCUAACCAAUGCAGUUGUGCCUUUUACAAUGCAUGCAACUAGGUAUUUAAGUGGGACUCUAAGUCAUAAUAAUAUUUUUGUGAAACACCCCUCUGAUCGUUUUUCGUUACAUCAUUAAGGUCAGGGUCCCUUAACACAAAGGUUAGCGAUUGAUCGUAUGCUUGAUUUACAUGAUUGAUUGCACAAUAUAGACAAUGCAAUCAAAUCAUAGAGAUAUGUUCUUCGAUGAAGAUGGCUAGUCUUUGUGUUAUGAGCCCUAGAUCGGGUGUGAUUGCAGUGGACAGUUCAUCAAUGGUGGGUAAAUUGCUCAAGCAUUAGAACAAUUUAUGGAAAUCUAACAAUGCUGAUGAUAUUUCAUGAUAUUAGAUUGGUGCUAAAAAUUGAGUAAACCCCUCCAGAAAAUGUACUCUACAUGCUGAGUGGUAAACAGAGACAACAACACUACAUUGUUCGGCCAGCCCAGGGAAAUAAACUUUACUGAAUGCAAUAUUUUAUCGCCUGACUUCACAAUCAAAUAUCUAUGAUAUGGCAGAACUGGGGCCCGUUGCAGAAAGAGUUGCAAUCAAUUGCAACUCUAAAAUCACGCGCAACUAGAUUUUCAGCCAAUCAACAGCGUGCAUUUGAGACUUGCGAUUGAGUUUUUGGCUUGCGUUUAAAUGCAACUCUUUCUGCAACAGGCCCAGAACACUUGAAAUGUGUUCAUUUUCCUGUGGGUUCACUAACUUUUUAACACCACUGUAUAGGUUGGGUAGGUA